AGCGUCUUCCCAGAAUGCUCUGCUCAGCGCCCCGUGCGUGUUUUAUCCGGACGUCGAUCUUUGGGGUCUGAGGGACGCGAGGCUUUUCCUGAAGGAAGCUGAUUCAGGUUGCCGGAGGAAGGAGGCCCAGGCUCUGGCUGGUGCUAAGGCCUGUUGGUUGCCAUCCCCUGCCUGCUGCCCCCAGCACAACUCAUCAUGCCUCGCCGUAAGAAGAAUCAUAGCCGCAAGUCUGAAGCAGGCCUUAAGGCCCAGAAGGGAGCUCAGGGCGCGGUGGGUGCACCGGUUCCCGUAACUGGGAAGGAAGCCGGCGCCUCCUCUCUCUCUCCUUCGAUCCAGGGCACCCCAGAGGUGGUGUCUGCUGCUGCUGGAAAACCACGUGUUCGCAAGAGUUCUCAGAAAGCCUGCUCCUCCACCAUGGUCAAAGCCACACCAUCGAGCAAACCAGAGGAGGGCUCCAGCAGCCCAAAACAGGGUCCAAGCACCCCCCAGGCUCCGAGCACCUCCCAGGCUCCACCAGAUCCUGAGUCAUCGCUCAGUGAUGUGCUCAACCAGAAGAUGGCUGAAUUGGUGCAGUUCCUGAGUGCCAAGUAUGUAACAAAGGAGCCUAUCACAGAGGCAGAAAUGCUGGAGAGUGUCCUCAAAGAGCACAAGGGCCACUUCCCUGUGAUCUUCAGGAAAGCCUGUGAGUGCAUGGAGAUCGUCUUCGGCAUCGAAGUGAAGGAAGGAGACCCCAUCAAACGUUCCUAUGUGCUUGUCAGAACCCUAGAUCUCACCUACGAUGGGUUGCUGAGUGAUGACCUGGGCAUGCCCAAGACCGGCCUCCUGAUCCUUAUCCUGGGUGUGAUCUUUGUGGAGGGCAACCGUGCCUCCGAGAAGAGGAUCUGGGAGGUGCUGAAGAAGAUAGGAGUGCGAGCUGGGAGGAAGGAUUUCAUCUAUGGGGAGCCCAGGAAGCUGAUCACCAAAGAUUUCGUGCAGGAAAAGUACCUGGAGUACCGCCAGGUGCCCAACAGCAAUCCUCCACGCUACGAGUUUCUGUGGGGUCCCAGGGCCCACAGUGAAACCAGCAAGAUGAAAGUCCUGCAGUAUUUUGCCAAGGUCAGUGGCACUGACCCCACUUCCUUCCCAUCCUGGUAUGAGGAGGCUUUGAGAGAUGAAAGAGAGCGAGCGGAGGCCAGAGUUGCGGCCACCAAUGAUAGUGGGGGCAAGGCCAGUGAGAGUUCCAGUGUCCCACUUGGCAGCUGCUCCUGCCCUAAGUGAAGUCUGAAGAAGAUCCUCCACUCUGUGUUUGAAGAGGGCAAUCAAGGCUCUAAAUAGUGGAGGACUGAAUUGCAGAUUUUACCUUUAUUCCUUUUUAGUAGUUUUCAAAUAUUCUGCUUUCUAAAAGGUUUUUUAGCUUCAGAGUCUAGAUUCAUGAAUGAUACCGGUCACAUGUUUAUUGCUGUUUAUUAGAUUUAAGAAUAAGAAUUUUGCUCUUCUGGAAAACCUGCUAGGAAACUUUUAUCUUAAUUUUUGAUCUGGAAGAGGAUAGUAUAGCACUGACAGCGGAAUUUCCUUAGAAAUAUGGAAGAGCCCAGCUGUAAAAUAGAUGGGAUCAAGAAAUAGAGGGGGAAAUAUUUAAAUAUGGUUCUCCUAGGAUUCCUGUAUCCCAUUUAAUCUUUUAGGUAGUAAAAUUAAAGAUCUGUACUUGGAUUUGUUUGUUUGGCUAAAGAAU
Molecule: messenger RNA, 1711 nt
Organism: Mustela erminea (ermine)
Lineage: Eukaryota; Metazoa; Chordata; Mammalia; Carnivora; Mustelidae
Product: putative MAGE domain-containing protein MAGEA13P
Exons: 2
Coding region: 196-1257 (353 amino acids)
Biological process (GO): negative regulation of transcription by RNA polymerase II
Cellular component (GO): nucleus
Source: RefSeq, a predicted model, not a curated record